AUGGCUGUCUUCCCUGCAAAACGCUUCCGCUCGAGCUCGUACAAUGGCACUAUGCCUGCUAGAUACCGCGCACUGCUCGCCAAACACCCCUUCGCUCUCUUUGGCCUUCCCUUUAUUGCGACAAUGGUUCUGGGCUCUUUCUUUCUGACCCCAGCAACCGCCAUUCGAUACGAAAAGCAUGACCGCAAAGUCAAGCAAUUGUCCAAGGAGGAAGAGCUCGGUAUCGGCAAGGACAGGCGAAGGAUCGAUCUGAAGGAGGAAUACUACGUACGCGAACUGCCCUCGCUCUUCUGUACAAUUUUAUCUGACACAAAGCGCAGANGACUGGCUGCCAAAGAUCUCGACAACUGGGAACAGAAANGAGUCAAGAGACUACCUGGCGAGCACGACGGCAUCCUCUGA
Messenger RNA from Aureobasidium musti, 402 nucleotides. Lineage: Eukaryota; Fungi; Ascomycota; Dothideomycetes; Dothideales; Saccotheciaceae. The record is from the annotation of a GenBank genome assembly.